AUGCUGCACUUGUUCUUCGCGGUGGCGUUUUCAGCGGUGCCGUUGACGCUCUACAUCCCGCCGGUGAGGAGCUUCAAUCUGUUCGUGGAGACCAUGGAAGCCAUAGACCUCAGAGGGCUUGGGGCCGUGCUAGCCGGAGACUCCGAAUCCCAGGCUGCCAUCGGCGUCAUCGGGAAAAGACACGUUGGCCCUCCGAUUCUUGGAGAAGCUCAGUAUUCUUCGAGGGAUGUUCACGGAACAUCGUUCUUCCAUUCUUAA
Molecule: messenger RNA, 258 nt
Organism: Striga hermonthica
Lineage: Eukaryota; Viridiplantae; Streptophyta; Magnoliopsida; Lamiales; Orobanchaceae
Source: the annotation of a GenBank genome assembly